GACCACAAUGCUGACGAUGACAUUCCUGGUGCUGGAUAGCCGUAACGACCUGCCCAAAGUGGCCUACUCUACAGCCCUGGAUGUGUACGUGUGUAUGUGUUUCUUCUUCAUCUUCGCCUCCAUCGUGCAGUUCGCCGCAGUGCAUUUCUUUACCAAAUACGGCACGGCAGACCCAGAGCUGCUCCAGCAUAUAGCGGACACUGACGAAGAUGAGGACGUUGAUGACGACGAUGAUGAUGACGGUGAUGAUGAUGACGGCUACCCGUCGUACGGCGUGAAUCAUAAGGGGACCAGGCUGCAGUCUUCUGGGCUGUCAGGUUGUCUGAAGACGGCCUGGAGGUGUGUUAUGAGCACACGGAGGAAACGAUUUAACAAAAAUGUUCGAAACUCGAUCGGCUUGAACAGCGUGAGUAAAAUCGACAAAGUGGCGCGAAUCCUGUUCCCAGCAGCCUUUUCUGGUCUCAAUAUAAUCUACUGGAUGUCCUAUCUGAGAUGAAUAUCCCUGCACCAGCAUCCAAGGUGUACAGUAAUGUACGUCACUGUCACACAUUCAGCACCUGAGUUCGAUUUCAGUGCGUGAGAAAUUUCUAUCGAGUAUCUCGGUCUCUUCUGCUGGGACAUAAGAGUUUCUCUCAACUGCGGUUGCCCCUGACAGGCAGGAUCGAAGCUCAACUUAUCAAUGAUCUAAAUAAUGUUGAUGAAGGCGUAAUAACACAAACUUAAAAAAAAAGAAGAAUAUUCCAGCUUCGACCAGUUAGUUCUUUAGAGGACUUUGUCCAUCUCUCGCCUUUUGUUUCCGGGGUUUUAGUGUCCUUCUCAAAACAAAGUAGACAUUUUGAAAAUGGAGGUCUCUUUUUCAUGGUGAAGACACCGAGGCUAUAGGGGUAGGGGAAACUGUUCCAGAAAGGGUGAGAAAAAUAAACUGCAUCCCCACUGCAAGGUUAUAAUAAGUAACAUUAUGUUUCAGAAAGAACGAGAAAAAUAAACUGGUUCCCCACUGUAAACUUACAAAAAGUAACAUUAUGUUCUUGAAAGAAAGCGCUCUUAAAAUGGUGCCAAAAGAUACUGAUCUGUUAAACACCAUUUUGACAGCCUGCCCGCGAGGGAUAUUACAUUUUGUUUGGGUUUUUUUAACGUUUAGAAUUUGAAUUAUGAAUAUGAAUCGGUUUCAAAUCGUAUUACAUUCUUCUUAGAAGCUUUUCAGUUAAGCCGGUGACUGAGUUUUCAGUUCCAACUUUUCAAAACCAUUAAAAAAACAGAGAUGGUGGGCACUAGACUAGUACCCCCCCCCUCACCCUUUCUACUUUUCCAAACCCUUUUCUGCUUGCAAUAAAUGGUGUAAACUAUUCCAAGCAUUCCAGGAACAUUGUCAGAAAUGUUUAGUCAAGGUCUCUCCAAUGAUUUAUAUGGGCUUCAUUAUCAUUAAUUUUCAAGAAUCCUGUUAUAAAAGCACAUAAUUUUCCGUCAGCAUAGUCAAGUCCACGAGGUGCAAUACUAGAAAAAAAUGUAUUUACAUAUUCAGACCCUCGAAAACAUACUAAAUAGUUUUUUUCUACCAACAGGUGGGCAGCAAUGCAAUCGUGUUAUACGAAACACCUAAAGCUUUUAAGGGCACUUCAUAUCUUUGAAAGGUUCCUAGAGUAUCUAGUCUAUUUUUAAAAGUUAUAACAAAAAA
Molecule: messenger RNA, 1675 nt
Organism: Aplysia californica (California sea hare)
Lineage: Eukaryota; Metazoa; Mollusca; Gastropoda; Aplysiida; Aplysiidae
Product: gamma-aminobutyric acid receptor subunit alpha-2-like
Exons: 4
Coding region: 8-496 (162 amino acids)
Biological process (GO): monoatomic ion transmembrane transport
Cellular component (GO): membrane
Molecular function (GO): GABA-A receptor activity; monoatomic ion channel activity
Source: RefSeq, a predicted model, not a curated record